GCUGAGCCCAGGAUAAAAGAACCUGCUCCAGGCUGCUCCACUGCCUCGUGGAUCCCUGAGGACAGAGCAGCCGGGAGAGCCGCAGUUUACCUUCAACUUUGGAAAAAUGUCCUAUCAACAGCAGCAACAAUGCAAAGUCCCCUGCCAGCCUCCUCCCCAGGUCCCAGAGCCCUGUCCUCCCAAGGUCCCAGAGCCCUGUCCUCCCAAAGUCCCUGAGCCUUGUCCUCCACCCUGCAGCCAGCAGAAGUGCCCCCCUGUCCAGUGCCCUCCAUGCCAGCAGGACUAUCCACCAAAGUGGAAGUAGCCUCAGGGGCCAGCCCUCUCUCACCUGGACAUGCAGACACUGCCCACUGCCCACCUCCUCCAGCUUAUUUCCAGCAACUACAAGGAUCACCCUAGAAGAAGCUUCCAGUUCAGAACCAAGAAGAAAGUCAACUGGCUUUUCCUCCCCAAAUCUAUGCCUCCUUCCACCUCCUCUUCCAGGAGGCUGCAGGGUUUAGACAGGAGGGUCACCUUCUCAGACCUUUGACCCGUGGUUCAAAUAUGCCAUUAUGUUCAGCUGCGACCUCCUCCACCACCCAGCCUCCUACUAAUCAUGUGGAUCACUGUGAGAACUCAGAACUUGCUCCUCUCUCUACCUCCUCGGGAUGCAACAACUUCAUCAAGGUUUCCUGGAGCAAGCACGACUUAAAAAAUGAACACAAGAAACUGUUUAAAUCAAUGGGAAAAACGCCUAGAGCCUUACACCCCAGCUCACACCCUGUGGUGAAGUCAAUGACGUCUUCUGGUUCUGUUUCCUACUAAUAAUCUCCAAAACCCUGACGCAGCUCACCCCUUUCUUUGAACUCUGAACCUGGAAUAUUCUGAGACCUAUAAAGUUUCUUCUUCUCUGAUUCCCAAAUUAAAAAAAUAAA
This is a messenger RNA of Marmota monax (woodchuck), 914 nucleotides long. RefSeq names its product small proline-rich protein 2E-like. The record is from RefSeq and is a predicted model, not a curated record. Gene Ontology annotation, cellular component: cornified envelope. Lineage: Eukaryota; Metazoa; Chordata; Mammalia; Rodentia; Sciuridae. The transcript is spliced from 2 exons. Bases 107 to 304 code for a protein of 65 amino acids.